This is a messenger RNA of Bipolaris victoriae FI3, 1848 nucleotides long. RefSeq lists its product as hypothetical. The transcript is spliced from 4 exons. Gene Ontology annotation, molecular function: ferric-chelate reductase activity. The record is from RefSeq and is a predicted model, not a curated record. Gene Ontology annotation, cellular component: plasma membrane. Gene Ontology annotation, biological process: copper ion import; intracellular iron ion homeostasis; iron ion transport. Bases 1 to 1848 code for a protein of 615 amino acids. Lineage: Eukaryota; Fungi; Ascomycota; Dothideomycetes; Pleosporales; Pleosporaceae.
AUGAGCGAAGCAUGGAUCUCCAUCUCUCCCGGUAUCUCAGGCAUGCGCAUGUUCGAGUGUGGAACUAAGACUGCAGAGGAGUGUGCGUGGUAUAAGCAUCGAUGGCACUUUUGGUAUGUAGCAGAUUACGUAUUUGCGCUGCCGACUGUUGCGUUUUUCAUGAGUGGGAUUGGGGUUUUCGUUGUUGCGCACGUUAUUUCUGGGUUGUUUUUGCGGCAGAGGAAGGCAGGACGGGGUGUGUUGGUGAGGAAGGUGGUGGCGGGAUCGAGGUAUUUGGCGUAUCGCGGGUUCCAUGUUAGGCGGUUGAAGUGGAACUCUGCGCCGGUUGGGGUGUUGUUGCUUGGUGCGGCUGGUGUGGUGUUCUUUUUUUGUAUGGACCUGAUACCGCAACCGUACUAUUGGGCUAGCAAGAAGUUUGGUAAUUCACCGCCAUUGGCUACACGGUCGGGAUGGCUGGCGUUGGGAUGCAUGCCGUUUCUCUUUGCUACGGCGAGCAAAACGAAUUGGAUCACACUGGUCACCGGAGUAUCGUAUGAACGACUUCAAGUAUUUCAUCGAUGGAUUGCAUACGCCUUUUUCGUUCUUGCGCUUAUGCACACAUUUCCCUUCAUCGUAUACCACAUCCAUUGGCACGAUAUGGAGCACCAUUUCUCGAACAGUCUGCUAUUCUACUGGACGGGGAUAGUAGCGCUCGUCUUUCAAGCAUGGCUGACGUUCAUGUCGCAUAGUGUCUUUCGAAACCGUGGAUACGAACUCUUCAAAGCAACACACUUCUUUGCUGCCGUCGUCUUCAUGAUAACCUUCUUCUGGCAUUGUGAUCAAACGCUGACUAGUUGGGACUACUUCGUUGCUACGGCUGCCAUAUACGUUCCUUGCUACGUAUACCCAUGGCUUCGCACGGCAUUUGAAUACAAAUGGACUCAGCGAGCACGGGUCACAGUUGAGGAUAACGGGUUCAUCCGUGUUUCCAUUCCGGCGACGUUCCACUGGACUCCGGGCCAGCAUUGCUUUCUACGCUUUACGAGUUUUGGUUUCCUAUCUACCCUGACUGCUCACCCAUUUACUAUUUGUUCUACACCUGCCAAGAUGUCGGCAGAAUCUAAUGAGCUGGUGUUUUACAUUCGCCGUCAGGGCGGGUUCACAGAAAAACUAUAUCAGCAUGCGUUCACUAAACCCGACGGCGACGUCCCGGUUCUUGUGGACGGUCCUUACGGCGGUGUUAGUUGGCUAAAACUGUGUAAUGCAGACCGUCUUCUAGUUAUCGCUGGUGGAUCUGGUGCCGGCUGGACCUUGCCAUUCGUUGAGUAUUUUCUUCGAUCAGUUGCAAAUUUCACCGACGAAGCAGCACCUCGUACCUCCUAUACGGCCCCGACAUCGCUACGCGUUGUACUUGCGACCCGCGAUACCAAAAGUCGCUUGUGGUUCGAGCAAACCCUGCAAACUAUACUUGCACAAUACCCAACUGCAGUCUUAUCAUCCGUCCAAAUCGAAGUCCACCUCACUGGUGAAACCGCAAAUCAAGCUGACAUCCUGCCAAAAACAGUACAGCCAUCAACCCAUUCAGUGCCAUCUGAAGCUUCGAAUGACAUCGUAGUUGGCACCGAGAAAGAAGGCGAGACACUUGUAUCAGGCAAAGAACACACGGGUCGACCACAACUACCGCUCAUCGUGCAGGAAGAGGCGGAGAAAGCAGCGGAUGCAGAUGAGACGCUGAACGUGUACAUCUGCGGGCCGAAGACGAUGCAGAACGAUGUGCGAAAUGCCGUUGCAGUCGAGAACCUGAAGAUCAUCACUGGUGCGAGGAGCGGGGGCGUGUAUUUACAUACUGAGCACUUUUCAUGGGCAUAG